Ailuropoda melanoleuca (giant panda) is the source of this 1004-nucleotide messenger RNA. RefSeq names its product ornithine decarboxylase antizyme 1. Lineage: Eukaryota; Metazoa; Chordata; Mammalia; Carnivora; Ursidae. The record is from RefSeq and is a predicted model, not a curated record. Gene Ontology annotation, biological process: positive regulation of protein catabolic process. The annotation marks the transcript as partial. Gene Ontology annotation, molecular function: ornithine decarboxylase inhibitor activity. Gene Ontology annotation, cellular component: cytoplasm; nucleus. The transcript has a single exon.
UUUGGCACAGCCGCGGAGGCCGCAGCAGCGAGAGUUCCAGGGUCUCUCCUAACUGCUGUAGUAACCUGGGUCCAGGGCCUCGGUGGUGCUCCUGAUGUCCCUCACCCACCCCUGAAGAUCCCAGGUGGGCGAGGGAAUCGUCAGAGGGAUCACAAUCUUUCAGCUAAUUUAUUUUACUCUGAUAAUCGGCUGAAUGUAACAGAGGAACUAACGUCUAACAGCAAGACGAGGAUACUGCACGUCCAGACCAGGCUCACAGGUUCCAAACACAUUAACUGGAGAGCCGUGCUGAGCAGCGGCUGCCUCUACGUCGAGAUCCCGGGCGGCGCUCUGCCCGAGGGGAGCAAGGACAGCUUCGCAGUUCUUCUCGAGUUCGCGGAGGAGCGGCUCCACGCUGCCCGUGUCUUCAUCUGCUUCCACAAGAACCGCGAUGACAGAGCCGCCUUGCUCCGGACCUUCAGCUUUUUGGGCUUUGAGAUUGUGAGACCGGGGCAUCCCCUUGUCCCCAAGAGACCCGACGCUUGCUUCAUGGCCUACACAUUUGAGAGAGAGUCUUCGGGUGAGGAGGAGUAGUGGCAGUGCCGCCUGCAUCCCUCGCGCUUUGCCGCCGGAGCCCUCUGGAUCGCAGUCCCUUGCGUGUUGCGUGUAGUGCGGGUGGCGGGCCCGACAGCUGCGCUGGGGUGCGGAUGGCAGGUCCGCUCAUCUCUGCUGGGUUCGUCCGCAUGUUGUGAUUGUGCAAAUAAACGCUCACUCCAAAUUAGCGGUAUAUUUCUUGAAGUUUAAUAUUGUCUUUGUGAUACUGAAGUAUUUGCUUUAAUUCUAAAUAAAAGUUUAUAUUUUACUUUUUUAUUGCUGGUUUAAGAUGAUUCCGAUUGUCCCUGUGUCUGGAGGAGGAGUUUCUCAUUUGAUGGUUCUUGGAAAUCUUAGGUCGCUUACCUUGGAAAGAUCGGUGUUAGUCUACCUUCUAGUGCUCUGAAAAAUCUGAAUAAAAGUGAUGACACCUC